AGCUAUUGGCUGUCCAGAGUGCUGCCUACCCCUUUUUUUAUAGAAGCAAUGCAGCUGUCGGUCUCACAAGCUCACGAUCGCCGCUUGCCGAAUAAGUAGAAAUGGAUAGGAGAUCACUCCUUGGCCUCUUCGUGGCCCUGUGGGCCAGCCAGCUGGGCGUGUGGGCAGCGGGGCGCUGCAAGGUGAACCCCAGGAUCAUCACAGCUCCGCAAGGUGCGAAAGAAUAUAUGUUUCCCAGGAGCGAGAAGUACCCGGUCUUCUACCAUAAAGAGAACAGCUCGGCCAUCUAUAUCGGGGGAGAGGGAAAGCUUUAUUACUACGACUUUGCAACCUACGAGAACUACACGGAAGACUUCCCAGUGAAAAAUGAAGGACAGUGCUUGAUGCCGGGGAGUUUGGAGGACAAUAAAAAUUACCUUACGUUAGUGGAGAAGUAUGGAGACGGGAUGUUAGUGUGUGGGACCGGCGCCUGCGCUCCUACCUGCUGGAACUUGACGCAGAAAAAAGAGAGCACGUCGUGGGAUGGGAGAGGUAUUGCUCCUUUCACCCCUGACUCGAAUACCCUCGUCGUCGUUGACGGUCACGACAUCUACUCCACCAUCAAGAAGAGCCAACAGAAUGGCAAGAUACCCCGUUUCCGUCGAGUGAGAGGGGGUGGAGAGCUCUAUACAAGCGACACAGUGAUGCAGAACCCUCAGUUUGUCAAAGCCACCACAUUAAGGCACGAAGAGCCUCACCAGGACAAGAUUUACUACUUCUUUCGCGAAGACAACCCGGAUAAGAGUCCCGAGGCCCCUAGAAACAUCUCCCGAGUGGCCCAGCUGUGUAAGGAAGAUAAAGGGGGAACCAGUUCGCUCUCUGCUUCCAAAUGGACCACCUUCCUGAAGGCCAGCUUGAUUUGUGUCGACCCGGUCACCAAGGGCAACUUCAACUGGUUGCAAGAUGUCUUCUUUGUCCGUGCGCAUAACUGGCGGCACUCCAAAGUCUACGGGCUCUUCACAAACACCUGGGGAAGCUCUGCUGUUUGUGUCUAUUCCUUUGGGGACAUCGACAACGUGUUUCGGACAUCCAAACUCAAAGGCUAUAACGGACCCAACCCAGACAUCAAGCCUGGGCAGUGCGUUUCCUCCGGACAGCACACCCCGAGCGAGACCUUCAAGAUAGCCGACAGCCACCCGGAGGUGGAGGACCGGGUGGAACCCCUCUCCCCCACUAAGAGCCCCUUAUUCCACAACAAGCACCGCUACCAGAAGAUCGGGGUGCACGAGGUCUUUGCGAGUGACGGACGCCGCUACAACGUGCUUUAUCUGGCAACAGACAAGGGAUCCAUCCACAAGAUCGUGGAGCUGCCGGGCGGGGUGCAGAACAUCAUGGAGCUCCAGGUCUUCCCAAAGAAGGACCCGAUCCAGUCCAUGAUCCUGGACCACGAGAGGGCGAUGCUCUACGUCGGCUCAACAAAAAAAGUCGUGGAGAUACCCAUGGACAUGUGCAGGCUGUAUCGCAACAACUGUGACAGCUGCUUGCUGGCGAGGGACCCGUACUGCGGGUGGUUCAAUGGGAGUUGUCAGUCCGUUUAUCUAAACCGGGAGGUGCGCCAGAACCUGAACCUGGACCCGUGGCAAGAAAAAUGCCAAAAGGGGGAUGUUAAAGAAGUGGAUGACUACCAGAACAUCGCAGUUGUCCCUUUCUCCCGCUACUACCUCAACUGUCCCAUCGAGUCCCACUAUGCCACCUACAACUGGUACCACAACAACAGCCUCAUCAAGACCUGCAACACCACCCACCCCCAGCAGAACUGCUUCCACUUCAUCCAGAACGUGAGCCACGUUCACUACGGCCACUAUGUCUGCGUCUCGGAGGAGGAUGGCUUCAAGCAGGCUCUGGUGAAGGAACGCUUGGUGAACCAGUUCAGGUUCAUGCCCCAGAAGGGUCAGGCCACCAUGACGUUUGGCUCUUGGCUCCAGCUGCUCCUGAUGGUGAUUUUGGUGGAACUCUUCCACUGAACAAGACAGGACUGUGUUCCCACCAUCCUGGCUACUGCUGCUCUUCCUGCACUUGCUGUCCCGGCUCCUGAGGCGAGAUCCCCGUUCUCUUUCUCAUUCCUUGGACUUUAUUCUUUGACUUGUCCCGAAAGGGCUCCUGGGCAGCAAUCCCUCCAUCUGCGGCCUUGGUGGAAGAGUUGUGGUGAGGAAGGAGCGACUGCAAGGCCAAGAUGGAGCAGGGUUUGGGGACGGGGAGGGAAGGGGGUAGCCUAACGCGCAGGGGACGUUCGCCGUACCCAGGGGCGCAGAGAAGGGGAGCGGUGUCGGCCUCUCCCCGAGCCCACGCCAGUAGCUCUGUACCGGUUAUCGGCCUGAGCCCACCCAGGGUGCGGACUUCUGCCACGACGACGUGCAUGCACUGAUCCUGGGGCACGAUGACUCCUCUCUUUGGGAAUGUGCAUGUGAUGAAGAAGAGGAGCCAGCCCUUUAUCUUUCUAAGUGGUUGAUCUGUGCUUCGCUCGAGAGAGAGAGAGCACAGGGACUGAUGCCUCCCAAGUUUUCAGUGGCUAAUGUCUGUUUGGGUUGGCAAGCAGCUGGAACGCUCCCGGGGUCACAUAUGAGUCCCCUUCUAGGCUGGAGAAUUGGGCUCUGGAAGGGUUUUAGGGUUCGGUUUAUUGAUUUUUGGUUUGGCAGUUGUGGUGGGGUUUUUUUUACAGCUGGCUUUGACACGGGAGGGAGAUCAGGGAAACUAGGGCUGGAAACCUGCAAGGCAAGGGCAGGCACCGAGUUAGCAUUUUGCAUGGAAAAGCCUCGGAAGGUGACUAGAUUUGGGGUGCAGGGAAGGGAAGGUGGAAGCAGAACCCAAACCAAACCCCGGGGGAGGCCCUGGGAAGAAGUUUUAAACGCACAAAUCCUUUGCAGGCAGCUAAGGGCAUUUAUUUGUGGGCAGCAGGCAGCCCCUGCUCCCAGCACCUCUCCUCGGCGAGAGGGACCCGGCUUCCUCAGGGCAAGCGGCGGCAGGCUGCCGAUCUCAGGGCGAUGCCCGCGGGCUGGGAGGGGGGCUGCGAGCUGUCUCCGCCGCCCGGAGCAGAUCAGCCUCCCUCUCCCUUGCAGUGAGGGGACAGAGGGAGGCCCAAGGUUGAUUCCCUUGGGCUUUGAGGUCUCCGAGCAAGACUAAACUGUGAAAAAGGGGAUGCUGUCCCCGUGCCUGGGGGCGAGGGGCGAUCCGGAGCCUCGGCCGAGCCUUUCCCAGCCCUCUUGCCCGCUGGAAUGCCCCCAGCCUCGGGCCAUGUAACGGGAGGGGGGGCACAGUAUCUUACGCUUCCUCUAACCUGUCACAGCGGCACAGCUCCUGCUUCGUGCCUGCUCGGAGACGCUCAGGAGUGCCCGAGGGCUCUUUUUUUUUUGGCGAGGGGGAGAGAUGCCACGUCCCUCUCACGACUGCAGACUAUGGACAACAGGCCAGAGCUUCCUACUGCACUACAUUUCCAAGAACCCCACCAACCCUCAGUCUAGGAUAGAGCUUCUGAAAUCCCUUCUCAAAGCACUUUAACUUUGUGAACUAACAAAUACCUAUUUAUUAUUGACUGGUGAUUACUGCACUUGUAUAAUUUUAUAAUAUUAUAGAUAAAUGAGCUCAAAUUAGAAAAGAGGGAGAAAAAAACCAACAACACGACAGCUACCAAAAAAAAAAAAACCAACAAAAAAAACACCAAAGUGAGAAUGUGAUUGUUGAAAUAAAGAAUGGAAAAGAG
Molecule: messenger RNA, 3736 nt
Organism: Grus americana (Whooping crane)
Lineage: Eukaryota; Metazoa; Chordata; Aves; Gruiformes; Gruidae
Gene: SEMA7A
Product: semaphorin 7A (John Milton Hagen blood group)
Exons: 14
Coding region: 102-2003 (633 amino acids)
Biological process (GO): positive regulation of macrophage cytokine production; negative chemotaxis; positive regulation of ERK1 and ERK2 cascade
Cellular component (GO): external side of plasma membrane
Molecular function (GO): chemorepellent activity; integrin binding; semaphorin receptor binding
Source: RefSeq, a predicted model, not a curated record